This is a messenger RNA of Harmonia axyridis, 4255 nucleotides long. It is a transcript of the gene ATP7, whose product is annotated as copper-transporting ATPase 1. Gene Ontology annotation, molecular function: ATP hydrolysis activity; copper ion binding; P-type divalent copper transporter activity. NCBI's taxonomy places the organism in Eukaryota, Metazoa, Arthropoda, Insecta, Coleoptera, Coccinellidae. Gene Ontology annotation, cellular component: membrane; trans-Golgi network; perinuclear region of cytoplasm. Bases 325 to 4155 code for a protein of 1276 amino acids. The record is from RefSeq and is a predicted model, not a curated record. Gene Ontology annotation, biological process: monoatomic cation transport; copper ion homeostasis. The transcript has 18 exons.
UUUGAAUGUUUGAACUAAUGACAUUUUUGGAAAUUCUUUGUCCCAAUUAGAAAGUGAUUAAUUUACUAUGCUAUCAGAUUAAAUCAAUAAAUUGAAUCGAAAUAUUCACCUCUCAUAGUUAUCAGUUAUUUUUUUCCAUCCCUUUCAGAAGAUGUGAUUUCCAAUAUUUACAUUUGAUAGUUUUACCAGAGUUGAUAGAUGUUUUCCUAGUGAAAUUUUAGUGUUUUUUAGGUGUUGCUUUACUUUUAUAUUUUUCUCCAUUAUUCUUUGAACGGUUUACUAAAAUUCCUUGUUUUUUAUGUUAGUAAAAUGAAUUGAAACAAUAUGGAGAAAAGUGUAGUACACUUUAUUUUGAAAGAUGCUACUGACUCGAAAGAAGAACUGUAUCAAAAUCUUCGUAGAGCACUACAAAAAAUUGAUGGUACUGUUGUUAAGUUGCCUGACCAUACAAAUUCUCUAGACUGUGUUGAAGUAACGAUUCCGGAAGCCAAUUACCAACUUGUCAGGGAGACCUCAGAAACUUUGGGCUUUGAACCAUUGAUCAACCAAAAAGCAGAUCUAGAACAUGUUACGGUUUUAUCGCAUACAGGAGAUGGAACGGAUACGAAGAAUCGAAAUAGAGAAGACGAAGAUGGUUCAGUUCAAGUGGCUAUCGAAGGAAUGACAUGUAAUUCCUGUGUUAGAAGUAUAGAAGAUACUGUUGGUAAAAAACCGGGAAUAUUCAACAUCAAGGUUUCCUUGGCUAAUAAAUCUGCACAAGUCCAUUAUGAUGUAAGGAAAAUUACACCACAAGAUAUAUGCGAUUAUAUAGAUGAUAUGGGUUUCGAAGCAGCACUCCCACUCUUGAGUGGUCAACAAAGCGUAAAUCAAAGUUAUAUACAUAUCAACGGUAUGACCUGCAACUCUUGCGUGCAGUCAAUUGAAGGUAUGAUCUCCACGAAAGUAGGCGUUAAGGGCAUAUCGGUUGAUCUAAAUAAGAAAGAAGCUGUUGUGGAGUUCACAGAAAAUGUAACAGCUGAUCAAAUUGCAGAGAUGAUAGAGGAUAUGGGUUUUGAAGCCUAUGUGAAGACGGUUAAUGGUAAAGAGUAUAAGCUAGACAAAAGAAAACAACAGAAUGGUAAAGCGUUGACAAAUGCUCAGUUGGAUGGAGAGGAAAAAAUAAAUUGCGAAAAAUGUCAGCUACAGAUAAAAGGAAUGACGUGCGGUUCUUGUGUUGCAGCAAUCGAAAAACAUGUAAUGAAAAUCACAGGUUGCCAUAAAAUUUUGGUGUCCCUUCUGGCAGCCAGAGCAGAAGUUCUUUUCGACCCUUCUUUCAUUUCACCAAAUGAUAUAGCAAGUUCGAUAUCAGAGCUUGGAUUUCCUUCUAUCGUGUUGGUACAGAGCGGAGGCAGUGAAGCCGAAUUGGACCUAGAAAUAGGAGGAAUGACUUGUUCCAGUUGCGUGUACAAGAUUGAGAGUAGCGUAGUCAAACUUCAAGGAGUGUUCUCGGCCAAAGUGGCCCUUACAACAAGGAGGGGCAAAUUCUUGUACGACUCCGAAAAAACCGGUCCGAGAGAUAUCAUCAAGGCCAUAGAAGAUUUAGGAUUCACUGCGGAGCUUCUGAAUAAAGAUCGUGGUGAUGACUACCUUCACCAGAAGGAAGAAACUCGUAGGUGGAGGAAUGCUUUUCUAGUCUCUCUUAUUUUCGGAGGACCCUGCAUGGUGGUCAUGAUGUAUUUUAUGUUUAUUAUGUCGACUGGUACCAUGAGCCAUAAGGAUAUGUGUUGUGUCGUUAAAGGCCUUUCUUUAGAAAAUCUUAUAAUGUGGACACUAUCUACUCCAGUCUUGAUAUUUGGAGGACGCCAUUUUUUCAUACAAGCUUAUAAAGCUCUCCAACACUGCACAACAAAUAUGGACGUACUUAUAGCAAUGGCAACUUCGAUCUCUUAUACGUAUAGCGUGUGUGUUGUGGUAGCGGCGAUGGUAACAGAGCAAAACACAUCUCCUCAAACAUUUUUUGACACACCUCCAAUGUUGUUGGUUUUUAUCAGUUUAGGAAGAUGGUUGGAACAUAUCGCCAAGGGAAAAACUUCAGAAGCCCUCUCUAGAUUAUUGUCGCUCAAGGCCACAGAAGCUCUACUUGUAACUCUGGGACCAAAAGGUGAAAUAGAAAGCGAAAAACAAGUACCUGUAGAUUUGGUGCAUAGAGGAGAUAUCUUGAAAGUUAUUCCUGGUUCAAAAGUACCAGUAGAUGGUAAAGUUAUUCAGGGUCAAUCCAUGUGUGAUGAAAGUCUGAUCACUGGGGAAAGUAUGCCUGUGCCAAAGAAAAUAGGUUCUAGUGUUAUAGGAGGUUCUAUAAAUCAGCAUGGUCUUCUUAUUGUUGAAGCCACCCAUACAGGGGAAGCUACAACUUUGUCUCAAAUCGUCAAGCUUGUAGAAGAAGCGCAAACAUCGAAAGCACCUAUUCAACAGCUUGCAGAUAAAAUUGCAGGAUAUUUCGUACCAACAGUGGUCUUCCUCUCUCUUUUAACCCUAAUAAUCUGGUCCAUAGUCGGAUAUAUUAAUAUCAAUUACCUACCGGUGAGUCAUGCCGAAAAAGAAGGAUUUACAGAGACUGAAAUCUUACUUCAAUUCGUGUUCAGAUGUGCUCUGAGCGUUUUGGCAAUUGCUUGUCCGUGUGCAUUAGGUUUGGCCACACCUACCGCAGUUAUGGUAGGCACAGGUGUUGGUGCUAUGAAUGGUAUUUUGAUAAAAGGUGCAGAACCGCUAGAAAACGCGCACAAAGUCAAAGCCAUAAUGUUCGAUAAGACUGGUACAAUUACUAAAGGUGUACCAGAGGUGGCCAGAAUGUGGUUGACAGGCGAUAUAUUCAACCCUGCCGUCAUACUGAGCGCACUCGGAUGUGCUGAAACCAACUCUGAACAUCCAAUAGGAAUAGCCAUAAUCAAAUAUGUAAAGGAUGUUCUCAAUUGUGAUAUGACAGGUUUCGUUUCCAACUUUCAAAGCGUUCCAGGAUGUGGUCUCCGUUGCACUGUAUCUUCCUUGUCUUCCAUGGUGAACAACGCGAAAAACAACAGAGAACUCGCCGAAUUUUGUUCCUUAGUUUCAGCGGGUAGUUCCGGAACAUUCACCAUUCAAAAUGUACAAAUAGACGUGACGCAUUCCCAAAACUUGAUGCUGGGAAGGUUGAUCGGUAUGAAUUCCCAAGAAGAUGAUACGUCGUCGGGAGAAUAUCAAGUUAUCGUUGGAAAUAGGGAAUGGAUGAAUAGAAACGGCUUGUUGUUGACUGAUGAUAUGAACAGAAGAAUGGUAGAGGAGGAAGAACAAGGGCGAUCUGCAGUUUUAUGUGCCUUAAACGGAAAAAUCGUUUCAAUGAUAAGCGUUGCUGACACUGUUAAACCAGAAGCCAGCCUAGCUGUAUAUUCUUUGAAGAGGAUGGGAUUGGAAGUUAUACUACUGACUGGGGAUAAUAGGAAAACUGCAGCAAGCAUAGCCAGAGAAGUCGGUAUCACGAAGGUUUAUGCUGAAGUAUUACCAUCUCAUAAAGUUGCGCGAGUUCAGAAGUUGCAAGCAAAAGGUGUUAAAGUAUGUAUGGUUGGAGAUGGUAUAAAUGAUUCUCCAGCUUUGGCUCAAGCUGAUGUUGGGAUGGCCAUUGCAGCAGGUACAGAUGUGGCCGUUGAAGCUGCACAUGUAGUACUCAUGAGGAACGAUCUGUUAGACGUUGUAGCUUGUCUGGAAUUAUCAAGAUGUACCGUCUCCAGAAUAAGAUUGAAUUUCUUAUUUGCAAGCAUGUACAACCUUCUGGGUAUCCCAUUGGCAGCAGGUGUAUUCAGCAUGUUUGGCCUUAUGUUGGCACCUUGGAUGGCUAGUGCGGCUAUGGCGUUGAGCAGCGUAUCAGUAGUGGGGUCCAGCCUGCUCCUGAAACUCUGGAAGAAGCCAACUAAAGCUGACCUUGAAACACCGGAGUUUUUGUUAUUGAAAGACAAGCAAGAAAUAGACACAAUAUCGAUCCAUCGAGGACUGGAUGACAUAGAAAACUACUCUAGUCCGCCCAACGGAAUUUCAAGGAUUCUUGGCAAAGGAAAGAAUAUCAAAGAUUCACUUCUGAACAACGAAGACACGACACAUGUGGAAUUCAGCUCGAAAAGAAACAACUUGAUAGAAUCUCUUAUGUGAAAAUAUAAUUCAUAAUACUUAAGCAUCAUUUUGCAAGUAAAAAAUAUAUCUCUAUUUUUAUCUAACAUUGUUUCGUUUUUGAAUAUAUUUGAUAUAUUUA